AUGUACAAACACGUUGCGAAAGCGCGCAAAUUGGCGGCUUCGAACAAGGAGGCCGUCAUGUCGGAUGAAUCCGAGUCGGAGGAUGAUUUGGAGCAAGACGUCUCGUCGCAAGGAUCAGGAUCAGGAUCGGGAUCGGGAUCGGGAUCGGAUGAGGGAUCUGAGGAGGAGGACGAGGACGAGGAGGAGGGGAGUGACGAGGACGAUGAGGAGGGUAGUGGUGGAGAUGACGAGGAGGCCGAAGAAGAAGCUCUUACACCUCCACCGCCCGGAUACCCGACUGCGGAAGAAGCGGGAAAGGAUCCGAUCGUCACUGUACCAAGGGAAGCAGGGGACACUGCAGCAGAUGCAGAGGUGGGAGAGGACAAGAUGUUGUGCGUCAUUUGCCCGACCAAGAAGAUCAAGAAGGGGAGGAUGUUGGAGGUUCAUUUGGCUUCAAAGGUCUGUAGCUGUUUUGACGAUGGCACGAGGAUGGAGGCGAUUUGCGCAUGGCACCGGAUCACAAAGAUGACAUUGACUGAUUGACCUUCUGUGUUGCUUUAUCAGGACCAUAAGCGAAGGCUCGAGCGCUUCCAAGCACACAUCGCCAAACCCGACUUCCCGGCAUCCUCCCUCGCCGUCGACGCACGCCAAAUCUCGGCCCAAAUCGACAACCUCGUCAUCCAACGCCUGACCCUCCAAACCCUCACCGGGGGUCCGACACCGGCAGAACAAUCCAAAAAGGACAAGGAAGCCGCCGCCGCUGCAUCGAAACCGAAACCGAAAGCUGCAGAGGAGAAUGCGAGGAUCAAGACUCAGGCUGAGCUAGAGGAGAUCUCAAAGAGGGAGGCGAUCAGGGCGGCCAAGAGGGAGAAGCAUGCCAAGCUGAGGCAGGCCAAGGCGGAGAAGAGGGCGAGGAAGAGGGCCGCCAAGAAGGAGAAGGCGAUCAAGAAGACCAUGACGUGAGUCGCGGUUUGAUGCGCGGCGCACGCCAUUCGUUGGUCAAGAAGCUGACGUUUGUCGUGUUCCUUUGGAAAGAGCGAAAGAGUUGAAGAAACCCAAGAACAAGGAAAAGUACAAGCCCAAGCCCAAACCAUCGCCCGAGGAGAUCCAACAAAGGCAGGCGUUGAAGAAGGUCAAGAGGGACGCCGAUGCGCUCGCGGCCAAGAAUGUGCCCAAGGACGAGGUCGCUUUGAAGAAGGAGGAAACGGUCAAGCCGGCGGCUAAGAAGAGGGCAAGGGACGAGCCCAAGAAGGAACAACCCAAGACGAAGGAGCCAUCCAAGAAGGAAGCAUCCAAAAAUGAGCAGCCCAAGCCGGUCAAGGCAGCUCCGGCACCCGUGAUUGAGGAGGAGAAGGCCAAAAAGCCCAAGAAGGCGAAGAUUGCGAGUGCGAGUGAAGCAUAG
This is a messenger RNA of Microbotryum saponariae, 1381 nucleotides long. NCBI's taxonomy places the organism in Eukaryota, Fungi, Basidiomycota, Microbotryomycetes, Microbotryales, Microbotryaceae. The record is from the annotation of a GenBank genome assembly.